Drosophila biarmipes is the source of this 1267-nucleotide messenger RNA. Its product is annotated as serine/threonine-protein phosphatase 2A 56 kDa regulatory subunit epsilon isoform. NCBI's taxonomy places the organism in Eukaryota, Metazoa, Arthropoda, Insecta, Diptera, Drosophilidae. The record is from RefSeq and is a predicted model, not a curated record. Gene Ontology annotation, biological process: protein dephosphorylation; signal transduction. Gene Ontology annotation, molecular function: protein phosphatase activator activity. The transcript has 5 exons. Bases 83 to 1171 code for a protein of 362 amino acids. Gene Ontology annotation, cellular component: protein phosphatase type 2A complex; nucleus; cytosol.
UAAUCGAUCACAGACCAGUCAACGAACACAUACUGCUACGAAAAGGAACAAAAAUAUAUAUUUUUAAAAACCCAAACCCAAAAUGAACGAUUCCCAUGCAAGAGUCAGUGCCGAUUCUCCGCCCGCAGAGAAGAUCGAUAUCGAUAUUGUUUCCAAGGAUCUGGAGGAUAUGGCCAAACGGCAGCUAACCUUUGAGAUCUUUUCUCGCUUUCUCGAGUAUACCGAUUUCGAUGCGAUCGAUAAGCGAGAAAUCGAUCAAACUAUUAUCGUGAAGUUAUUGGAAAGCUUGGACUCCAAGGUUAUGGGAGAACGUGAAUUUACAAAGAUUCUCCUGCGUCGCAUCUACUUUAAGUUUGAUGCAAUUCGACCCUAUAUACGACUGGAGAUAAACAACGUAUUCUACCGAUUCAUUUAUGAAACGGAAAACGUUUAUGGAAUUCCGGAGCUCAUGGAACUUCUCAACGAAGUAUUCCGUAAAUGCAAUGAGAUAUCGAUCCAAGAACAAGAACACUUGCUGAUCAAGAUCUUUGUACCGCUGCACAAGUCCCGAUCCCUAGUAACAUAUUUUGCUCCCAUGAUGAAGUGCACUCUACUCAUGCUCUCUGAGAACCUAAAACUUAUUGGGUAUUUCAUCAAUGGCCUGCUUAAAAUCUGGCCCAUGGUUUCCUCCGAGAAAGAGAUGCUGUUCCUGGACGAGAUCUACAAACUGAUGGAAAAGAUUGGUCCUGAAGAGUUCCAGCAAAUCCAGAUUCCGAUGUUCCGCCGGAUUGCAAAGUGCUUGGCGAGUCCUCAUAUGUCGGUGGCUGAAAGGACUCUUCGCAUGUGGAGCCAUGAGAAUAUUGUGUCACUCAUUAUGGCCAACAACGAGGUCAUCUUGCCCAUCAUGUUUCCGGCCUUGUACCACGUGAGCAAGGAGCACUGGAACGAGGAGGUAAGGGAUCUGGUCUACAGCAUUUCCAAGUUGUUCCUGCAGAUGAACGAGAAGCUCUUCAACAAGCUCAACAAAAACUUGAAGUCGGAGCACGAAAAGUCGAAAGCUUUGCAGCUCAAACGCGAAGAGCGUUGGAACAAGUUGAAGGAGAUACUAUCCCAGCAUUCCCCAAGCCUUUCAGCAGGGUUAAAUCUUAAUUCAGGUUGCGAAGACAAUUUAAGUAAAUUAGUUAUUGACUAAAUGACCGAAUUUGAAGUCUAAAAUUUAGAAAAAAAGCCUACUAAAAUUACUUUGUUAGAGCGAAAACUAUUUUAAUAAAUGUGUAUUGCGUUAUAA